AUGCCACGCCGACGCCGCCCUCCACGACCUGGCGCACUUGCGGAUCUGUCACCUACCCGCAUCCUCACCCAGAUCAUACUCCUGCAGCUUGCAUACUAUGCAUGCGCCGGCAUUCUCAUUGUCUUUACCGCGCUGGUAGCGGGCAAGGAGGUCAGCACAGAUCUCUUGUUCAGCUGGCAAAGUCUACGUGGUGAUACGACAAUCGGAUGGACACUGGGUCUGGUCUGGGUGCUGAACAGCCUCACCUGUGCCAUCUUCAUACUGCUUCUUAUCGCCCGCUCGAAACUCGUUCUCGACUUCGCUUUGACUGUACACUUCAUCCACUUGAUCGUCACCUCGCUAUAUACACAUGCGAUACCCGCCAACUUGUUCUGCGCUGUAGAGGAUUUGGAAGAAGAAGAAGAAGAGCCUCCACCUUUCACUAGCGGCGGGUUUCAGGAUCCGUUCAGUAGAGCUUAUGCUACCAAUGGACCCGCGGUCUUUGAAGGAUUCAUUCCAGCAAAUCCUGGACAAGACGACGAUGACGACUAUACCAAUGCGGUCGGGUUUCGCGAUUCGCGCUACGACCGCGACUUUGAUAGUUCGGAUUCUGACCAGGACGAUUAUCGCCUUACCAUGGAGGAGGAGGAAGAGCUACUUCGGAUCGAGAAUAGGGAUGACUCCGAGGUUGACGCAGACUACGAAUCGGAAGAUGCACAAGAAGACGAAGGCGACCCAGAUGAGAUGGAACUAGGUGUCGAGUUUGAGGACACUGAGGAGCGAACGAAAUACAAGAGAGGAAAGGGCAGAGGCAGAGGUACGCUCAAAACUCCAGCCACCCCCAGUAUCAUACCUGUAUCUAGUACCAGAGGACGACGUGGUGGGAAAAGAGGUCGGCCUUCGACUAGGGGCCGUGGCGGCCGAGGUGGCAACAAUGGUGCUAGGCCAACGCCCAAAAAGAAGCGGGGCAAGCCUGGAAGGGAAAAGGGUCCUAGAGGACCUCGACCUGUUGCCGACCCAGGUGCAGAGUGGAAAUCGUUGCAGCAGCAGGCCAAUGCCAAAUUCAUCGCAAAAGACUAUGAGGCGGCCCUUCUGUUCGCCCAGCAGGCUAUUCAACUUAACCCAGAGAUCUUUGAUGCUUACAACAUCGCAUCUGAGAUCUACACCGAGAUGGGUCGGGAGGAGGACUCAUUGGCUGUAUUACUGGCUGGUGCGCCAACUAAGCGUGAUCCUGGUCUUUGGCAGUACAUCAUUGAGCGCAUACAACAGUUGGAUCCCGAGAAGCAUCCGCAGUUUACAGAUGAGAACAAGUCGGCUGCCAUCCUUCCAUGUUUGAACGAGAUUAUUCUGCUCAACAAUGACUACGAAGCUCGUAGUCACAAGCUCGAGAUCGAGGCACAACUAGGUCGUUCGUCCAAGUGCGUAGCGCUCGGUCUCAAGAUGCUCAAAACACGCAAGGAGCAAGGAGAAGACCCUGAUACAAGUGUACUGAAGAUCAUGGCAAUGAUGGGUACUGCCUCUCCAAAGCAGACUAGAAUACAUCUCAACAAACUGCUGAACAGCUUUGAAGAAGCCAUUGAUGUGUUCACACAGCCCGACCGGGAUCCAGUUAAUAACGAACUCGACUGGGAGCUGAUCAACAUCUAUCUCGAUCUGUUAGAUCGAGCAGGUAGCUACGAAGCAGGUGUCACACGACUGAAGGAGCUUGCCCGGUGGAAGCAGGGCAGGCGUUCUGAGGCAUUCUGGGAUAAACUUGAAGACGAUUGCGAGUUCGAUAUCGAAGAUGAGCCAAGACGCGUUACUGUGCCGCCAUUUGUCCGAAAAUCGCACGAUGCCCCAUAUGGCUCAACCUUGCCGUUAGAGAUCAGAGUGAAGUUAGGCUUGUUUCGGUUACGCAAGAGCAAGGAUGACUUUGAAGAAGCUAUGCGCCACCUCGAGAUGUUGGAGCCGGACAACCAUGGUCCCGAUGCCCUGAUUUGGGACUACGAAGAUCUUUUUCGUAUAAUCGGCGAUGCCCUUCACGCUACCGGCAACGAUGAACACGCACUGCGUUUCUACGAGCCUUUGUUCGACAAGAACUCGAAUGAGUUCAACCUGCAGAGCUACAUCGGGCUGCACACAUGCUUCAAGAACUUGGGGAGGACUCAGAGAGCGGCAGAGGUCAUACCCAUCCUGAAGAAGUGGCCGGCUGAGAACUACGAUGAUCUCGCAGUCCUUGCGAAGUUCUUCGAAGAUCAGGGUAUGUGGCAGGAAGCUGGUCAACGAGCUGAGACCAUCUACCGCGACAAGUACGGCCACAAGCUCAAGAAUCUGGGUUUCCAGGCAUACGAUGAGCUCAGGGUAUACUACUAUAAUCAGCGAAGGCAAGCUCGCGGCAGGUAUGGUGUCCGAAAGAGCACGGUCCGAAGGAACAGGAAGAGGAUGCAGAAGGCUACCGGGCAGACCGGUGAAGACGAAGAUUCUGCGACCGAGAACGGUAACAAGGAGCUUCCCGCACUUGUCGCCCCGACCGAACGUCCUAAGAAAGGUUUCUUCCGCACGAAAAGAGCGAAGGCGCCUAAAGUUCAAGCUUUCCUUGCUGUCCGUGAUGAAGAUGCUGAACAACUUCCUGAUAUCGAACCAAGACGAACUACACUUGAAGGCACCGACGUGCCGUAUCGAGCGAUCAAUAACAGACUAUUCCGUAACAAGCUUCAAAGACUGGCAACCGACUUUGCCGACGACCUCAAAGCCGCUCGAGCUCAGCAUCGGGAGAUCGUCUCUAGUUUCAAGCGACUAGAUGAGAUUUGGGAAGCGGCAGAGGAUGGAGAUGAGGAUUCUGUACAUGAGGUGUUGUCCAUCACUCGAGAGCUCAUCGAAGAGUUUUCUACAUUUGAUCUAUUCUACUCAAACCGAAAGGAAGACCUUAUGACUUAUUUCCGACGCGUUACGGGUGGCGAUCUGUGGAAAGAGUCUUCACUAAUGGUACUUGCUGUGGUAGCGAACAACGUCGAAGACGGCGAAACAGAUCCUGAGCUACGAGAGCGACCAGACUCAGCUCCGGUCGAUUUCUGGGGUAUCCACUUCGACAAAUGGUGUGAUGCGUUCGGUCGCUAUGCCAUCCUGCUUGCUAGCGAGGGAGAUGAAGAACAGUGUUUCGCUACACUCGAUAUUGCCACUCAGGCCAACGUCUUCCAUCGCUCCCGAACCUACCACCAGCAACUACAACUAUGUCGGCUCACCUGCGCCCUCAUAGCAGACAACUCACGCCAAGCGUCUGUAGCAACGCGCUGGCUCCUCAAAGAGUAUCCGUUCGGUACAGAUCUCUUCCGUCUUUAUGGCGCCGUCAACCGUCUGUGUUCCUUCCCUGAAGGGUUUGCGACAGGUCCAGCGUACAAAGUGCUCAUGCGCUACAUCAAGACUAUUGACUAUGCGCUCCUCACCCCGGCACAGCGCAUCGCGUACAACUUCCGCGACACAAAGGACAGCAAAGGAGGUUUCAGAAACAACAUCAACGUCGAAGAUGUUGACCGGGUCAAAGACCACGAUCCCGCACUCUUCGCACUGUACGGACAUGUCUUGAUGUGCGGUGGCAGCUACAUGGCCGCACUGAACUACUACUUCCGUGCCUUCACUAUUACGCCUGAAGAUCCAGUAUUGAAUCUGAGUAUUGGCGUUGCGUACAUCCAACACGCUAUGAAACGACUUUCUGAGAACAGACAAUACCAGAUCCAGCAGGGCCUGUCAUUCGUAUACAGAUACUACGAUCUCCGCACCAAAAGCCCGCAUGCGAUCCACCAACAAGAGGCGGAGUUCAACGUGGGGAGGAUGUGGCAUGGACUAGGUCUCGUUGCGCUAGCGCUUCCGGUGUACGAAAGGUGUGUCGCACUUGGUGACAAGGUUAAACAGGAGGCAGGAGAUCAGUGCCAGGACGAGAAUUGGGGGUAUGAGGAUUUUAGCACCGAUGCGGCGUUUGCAAUGCAAAGUAUCUAUGCCAUUAGCGGAAAUCUUGAAGGCGCUCUGGAUGUUACGGAGAGAUUACUCGUCAUCGAAUAG
This is a messenger RNA of Alternaria atra, 4014 nucleotides long. RefSeq lists its product as uncharacterized. Bases 1 to 4014 code for a protein of 1337 amino acids. Gene Ontology annotation, biological process: transcription by RNA polymerase III. The transcript has 4 exons. The record is from RefSeq and is a predicted model, not a curated record. Gene Ontology annotation, cellular component: transcription factor TFIIIC complex. NCBI's taxonomy places the organism in Eukaryota, Fungi, Ascomycota, Dothideomycetes, Pleosporales, Pleosporaceae. Gene Ontology annotation, molecular function: protein binding.